Messenger RNA from Gavialis gangeticus (Gharial), 3720 nucleotides. It is a transcript of the gene RAB32, whose product is annotated as RAB32, member RAS oncogene family. The coding region runs from base 55 to 705 and encodes 216 amino acids. The transcript is spliced from 3 exons. Gene Ontology annotation, cellular component: phagocytic vesicle; trans-Golgi network; lysosome. Gene Ontology annotation, molecular function: GTP binding; GTPase activity. The record is from RefSeq and is a predicted model, not a curated record. Gene Ontology annotation, biological process: endosome to lysosome transport; phagosome-lysosome fusion. Lineage: Eukaryota; Metazoa; Chordata; Crocodylia; Gavialidae.
GGCUGCGGCGAAGUUGCUACAAAGUUGCGGGGCGAGGAAGUUUGUGCCGGCGGGAUGGCUGGCGCGGGCGGCGGCGGGCCGGGUGAGUGCCGCGAGCAUCUCUUCAAGGUGCUGGUGAUCGGGGAGCUGGGCGUGGGCAAGACCAGCAUCAUCAAGCGCUACGUGCACCAGCUCUUCUCCCAGCACUACCGCGCCACCAUCGGCGUGGACUUCGCCCUCAAGGUGCUGCACUGGGACAGCAAGACUCUGGUGCGGCUGCAGCUCUGGGACAUCGCAGGCCAAGAACGAUUUGGUAACAUGACAAGAGUUUACUAUAAGGAGGCUGUUGGUGCCUUUGUGGUCUUUGAUGUCACAAGGGGUUCCACUUUUGAGGCCGUUUCAAAGUGGAAACAUGACUUGGACAGUAAAGUGUUACUUCCAAAUGGCAGUCCCAUCCCUGCAGUUCUUCUUGCAAACAAGUGUGACCAGAAAAAAGACAAUGGCCAGACUCCUUCUCAAAUGGACCAGUUCUGCAGGGAAGGUGGUUUUGUUGGAUGGUUUGAAACCUCUGCCAAGGACAAUAUCAACAUAGAUGAAGCUGCUAGAUUCCUGGUGGAAAAUAUACUUGCCAACUACAGGAGUUUUCCCAAUGAAGACAACGAUGUGAGCAAGCUAAAACUGGACCCAGAUCCCUUGAAAGCAGAGAGUAAAUCACAGUGCUGCUAAUGUUACUGUAACUGCAUGCAAAUUCAAUGGAAUGAGCAGCAAGACUUGUUACUCGGCUCAGACUACUCCUAUGGUGCUGCAUUAUGACAAUCAAAUGGGGUGUUCUGUUUUCUGUAGGUGAUAUUGAGAUGUUUAUACAUCUUGUUUGGUAUGAAACUGUGUAUCUUCUGUGAAUUGCCAUUCAUCCUUUAGUAAAACAGCAGUUACAGCUCUAGUAUUCAGAUUAACCACUUUGACAAAAAAGAGGAUGGUUUACCCUUAAAGGAAUAAAAGUAACCUUCAGUUUGAGUUGCAAUUUCUAGGAUGAAUAUUGUGUUCCAUUCUAGAAAUGCAGAACGCACCUGCCUUCAGUUGAAUUAGUACUUUUUUUCUCUACCAUGAGUUCCCUCCUUGUCCCCAACAACCUCUUCUUCCUGCAUGCCUCUUUCUACCGAUGCACACAUUUCUGAUUGUUCACUACCACUGGGGCUCCCUAACAGCCUUCAAGGAGCCAUCCAGUCCAGUACUGCCUGAAUGUAGGUGCAUGUCUUAAUCUAUAAAGUAACAAAGUCUCAAAGUCAAAUGAGCACACUGCUGGCAAGUUAGAGGAACAGGAUGGGAAAACAAGUGUCAUGCAUAGCAGGGAAGUGCAGUAGACACUAAAAGUGCUUUGCCACUAGAGCAUAUUUUGCUUCAAAUGCUGUCACUAUUUGGAGUGUAUUUUCUUAGUCAAACACUUGCCUUUCUCUUAGUUGGCCUACACAAUUAACAUGUUUUGAGGAAUGUCACCCAUCUGCAUAGUAAUUUUUAAAUAGCCAGACACUUAUUUAUGCACUAACACUUUUUUUGCAAAGUAUUGUCUUUAACUUCAUAUGGGGAUAUUGAAAAUGAAACUACCACACCCUUUGGUUACUUAUCUUAAAUACUGUUAAGUCUGCAUUCAUUCUCUCUUUGUAGUUGAGCCUUCUGAGUAUUACCAAAUGUACAAGAGGGAUAUCUUAGAGAUUAUAGUAAGAAAGAAUAACUGCUCUUAAAGACUUUCACUAGUUUUGAUAUUCCAUUCAUCUAUUUAAUAGAGGCUUUCACUAAUUAAGAAUGCUGCACUUAAUUUACGCAUGGAAAAGUGAAUACAGAUGUUCAGUUUGGAACUUGGAUAUAAUAGGAAGUUCUAAAAUUGUUACCAAGUGAGGAAGGUAAUCUAUAUUGGUUUACCUCUGUCUAUUCCUGGUGGCAGGCAAAAUAGGUCAUGACUUGACCCCUCCUCAUAACCUCUUUUUCCAGAUCUGGGGAGCUUCAGCUUGCUGACUUGAAGGUGUAACAUCUUCAGUAUCUGGUGAUCUUGUAUUAAUUGUACUCUGCUUCCUCACUGGCUUAAGCUGUAUUUUUGGCUAGGCAUAACAUCCAAAAUGCUGCUGAUGUCAGAAGUCUCUUGCUUGGUCUGUUGAAAGUGCAAAGUAGGUCAUAAACUCUCAUGUGUUGGUUUAAAUGCACUAGAAUAUUUAUGACUACUUUUUUCUAAGCUACUUUUUUGAGAUAAAUAUGCCUAAAUUGGUUUAUGUGUUCCUUUUGUGAAAUAAAUGUCUUGUAUGUUCAAGUUGUCAAAAGCCUACAAUUUAUAGAGACACUUUCACUGAAGCAAACUUCCUUCUAAUCCACUGGCUGUUACAUAAAGUCCAUCCCUGGUGUAUAAUGCUGUAUAACAUUACGCACAGAAUUGCAACUGGACUGUAGUGGCUUCAGUCCUUGGAUUGUUCUCAAUUAAUAACCUGGCCACUCUUUUGCAUAUUAGCCUGUCUUUCUGAAGGAGGAUGAACUUUGAAAGAAUAUCCCUGCUCCCUAUUAAAGAAGAGUCAUUUUAGGGGAAUGCUGUUCUCUGAAAUACUUGCACUACAAAUGGGGUUGAGGGGGGUUCCACACUUAAUUCAUACAGCAUACCAGUUUUCAAGACCAUCAAAAUCUGUGCUAAGCAUAAGCUGUAAAAUCCUAUUGGUUAUAGGAGCAUACAAGAAAAAUGUACCAGCUACAUUCAUAACCAAAGUGCCUUUAACUGGUCAGUAAGAUGCAUGAUGUCCUAUUAGUUGAUGCUUGUUUAAGUUUUAUGUGCAAUAUCUUCUGAGAGAACCAGGUCGUCUUUGAUUGUUUUCGUGCUGACGUGGCUUCAGAUAUGUAUAAUAUUACUGAUAUGAAGUAGUAUACCAACUUGUGUGCAGUAGGUAUGGCCUGUUAAAUGUUUAAAAGCCAGUCAAUUGGGUAACAACAGUGCUAGGUCACAAGAAUGAAUUCAAAAUAAAGUGAGGAAAAAUGUAAAAACAAAACCAGAAGAGAUCUUGCUCAAGGAGAAAUGGUGUCUGUAAUUUCCAAAACAUCUGCUUUAUGGAAUAACUGCUAAUGGGGAAAAAUAUAGCUGUGUGUGCAUGCACACUUUUUUUAUUAUUUUGCUAUAACAUUAUUGCUUUUUUUCUUGGAAAACAAAGCAUUUGAUUAAAAAACUGAUCAUAUUCAUUUCAAGGUAUCAGUCUUAAACCACAGAAUAACUUCAGUAAGUGUUGCAGUAUCAAGACUUCUUGAAACGAACUAUUAAAUACUUUGACCUGCUUUUUUGGUAACCGGUCAUAAAAAAUUAGUUUAUUUGGUAUAGUUCUUAGUUUCAGCAGUUUUUAAAAAUAUUUUUUUUGAGGACCUCAGAUUGAUGGAAUUAAAAACUUCUAGAUGGCUUUGAAACCACUUGCAUAAAUGUCAAAACCAAACUCAAAUACAGCCAUAUAAAAGGAGACUAGUUACAGAGCUGCGGUAUGAUUGCAAUGAAGUAGCUGAGAUUAAAAAAUAUGCUCAAAGUAAAGUGAGUGAAUGGCUUAAAAAAAACACAGCCCUGAGACAAGUUGUUACCCGUGUACUUUUGUAUUGAUAAUGCCGCAGAGCAGUCUGAGACUUCUGUUCCUAAUGGUAUGCUAGGUGUAACUUGACAUUUUGGUAUACUAUCUUGGUUUAAUGGGAAAUGGAAGGAGGCUUUGAACAGAUUUUUAAAAAUUAUUAUUU